CAUAUAUCGGCGUGAGUAUUGGAGAAGGCGCGCUGAUGAUCGGCCGUGAUUUUUUUUUAUCAAGAUAUAAUGCUGGGAAGUUAAAGUUACUACUCAUUUCUAUCUAUGCGUGAGGCGAGUUGUGUCCUCUGCAUCAUGAAGUGAUGAGGUGGAAUACGAGAUCUAGAGCCGGUCUACGCUAAUGAGUGGACGGAUUACCAGUAUAGAAAAGCAGCAUUACGUUAAGAAUUGAUUUAUUUGCCCGCCAUCAGUGAUACGGGAUGGCAGCGGGCUCUGGUAAUAUAAGUAAUCGCUUUACUUAUUUUAAAAUAUGGAGACUGCACUAGGAUCUGUUCCGGAAGAAUGAUGGGGGUGAUUUUUCCUCUUUGGGCGUCGUUUGCUGAAAAGAUAUUGGUAUUACUCGUGGUGUUUUUAUUGCGAGUACGCGCCGAGAACCCGGCUCUGUCAGCAUACAUUCCAGGGGAGAUAAUCAUAGGGGGACUGUUUCCUAUACACCAGAAAAGUUCCGGGGACCGAAGUAUAUGUGGUGAGAUCAAUAUGGACCGAGGAGUUCAGAGAGCAGAGGCUAUGUUAUUUACAAUAGAUGAAAUCAACCGAAAUCCCAAAGUUCUUCCGAAAAUUACAUUAGGCGCCAAAAUUUACGACACUUGCGCUCGAGGAACCUAUGCGUUAGAGCGUUCGUUGGAAUUUAUUCGUGGAUCUUUUACAUCUAUAGGUUCGUCCGAUUUCUUCUGUGACGAUGGCACGAAAGCAAAGGCCAACUACACUUUCGAGAAUGUUGCCGGCGUCAUAGGUGGUUCGUACAGUAGUGUGUCCAUCCAAGUGGCGAAUCUUUUGCGGCUUUUUAAGCUACCGCAGAUUAGCUACGCCUCGACGAGUGCGGAUUUGAGCGAUAAAGCCCGGUAUGACUAUUUCUCAAGGACAGUGCCUCCGGACGAUUUUCAGGCCAAGGCUAUAGUGGAUAUUGUCGAAUUUUUCAACUGGACAUACGUUUCAACCGUCGCCUCAGAAGGGGACUACGGACAGUCCGGCAUUGAUGAAUUCAAAGAAAAAGCAGUGGCGCGAAAUAUUUGCAUUGCAGAAUCUAUUAAGAUAUUGUCCAAUUCUAAUCCAUCGACUUUCGAUGAUGCGAUCACAAAGUUAUUAGCGAAAGAGAAUGCGAAAAUAGUUGUGUUGUUUUUGCGUAUAGAGGACGCGACGCACCUUUUGGAUGCAGCAAGACGAAGUGGGGUUGGCUCUAGGUUUGUGUGGAUUGCUAGUGACGCAUGGGGGACGCAAGAAAAACCCGUCUUACAGAAUUCAUGGGUGGCAGAGGGGGCACUAACAAUUGAAUUACAAUCUUCAUUUAUUCCUCCUUUUAAUGAUUAUUUUCUGUCUUUGAACCCUCUUAACAAUGUAAGAAACCCAUGGUUCAAAGAAUACUGGACAUCAGCUCAUAACUGCUCAUUUAAAGUCAGUCAAGGCGAAAGAGCAAAAUGUACCGGAAGUGAAAAAUUAUCUACGGGAACAUUCAAACAAGAAACCAAAGUACAGUUCAUUUAUGACGCAGUGUAUGCAAUAGCUUUGGCGAUUGACGCAAUGCACAAGGCGUCUUGUACCACCGAGGAACUGUGUGAUGAUAUGCGUCAAAUAAAUGGGAUGAUUCUCAGAGAAUACAUUCUAAACACCACAUUUAAUGACGGUUACGGCGCCUUUGUGAAAUUUGAUGAAAAAGGGGACGCUAUGGGUAGAUACAAUAUAAUGAACUUUCAGAAGAACAAGAAGACCGGUUCCUACCAGUAUAAGGUGGUCGGAAGCUGGACAGACAGACUGACGAUAGACACAGACAAGAUUGUCUGGGCCGGUAAAACAAGAGAAGUCCCGUCGUCAAGGUGUAGUCGCCCCUGUGAGUUCAACGAAUUCAAAUUUGUCGGGAAAGAUGGCGACACAUGUUGCUGGGCAUGCAUCAAGUGCCAAGAGUGGGAGUAUCUCAAAGACGAGUUUACUUGUGUAGACUGUGGAGAAGCCAUGUGGCCCAAUCCGGAUAAACGUGGCUGUCACCGACUUCCGGAACAGUACAUCAGUAUACUAUCUGUGUACGCCCUAGUUCCGGUCGUUCUCUCUUGUGUCGGUCUGAUUGCGACUUGCAUCGUCAUCGUCACGUUUCUGCAACAUAACGACACCCCGGUUGUCAUGGCAUCAGGACGCGAACUUAGUUACAUGUUGCUAGGGGGUUGCGUGCUGUGUUAUUUGGUGACCUUCGUCCUGAUCGCUCGCCCCUCCACGAUUACCUGCGCUAUCCAGAGAGCUGGGAUAGGGUUGGGGUUUUCAGUCAUUUACUCCUCACUUCUCACAAAGACUAACCGAAUAUCUCGCAUAUUCGACAGUGCUAGAAGGUCGGCCAGACGACCUCCAUUCAUUAGUCCAAAGUCCCAGAUUGUGAUCACCUUAGUACUCAUAUCAAUACAGGUGCUAUUCAGCAUUGUAUGGCUGGUCCUAGAGCGACCAGGGACUAGACUGUAUACCCCAAAAAACAAACGCAAUGAAGUGAUCCUAAAGUGUAAGACAGACGAUAUCUCGUUCCUGGUUUCCUUGUUGUACAACAUCAUCCUGAUCAUCGUGUGUACUCUUUAUGCCAUCAAGACGAGGAAGAUCCCGGAGAACUUCAACGAGUCCAAGUUCAUUGGCUUCGCCAUGUAUACCACCUGCAUCAUUUGGCUGGCCUUCGUGCCUAUUUACUUUGGGACUUUAAACUCCUUCGAGGUACAAAUCACCACUCUAUGUAUUUCCAUUAGCCUGAGCGCCACCGUGGCGCUUGUAUGCCUCUUCACACCAAAAAUGUACAUCAUCGUCUUCCAGCCGGAGAAAAACGUCAGGCGUCUCACCAUGAACUCAGCCAGCUACAAAAAGCCCGUCACAAAUACCUCCUCUGUGUUAGGAGCCAACAAUCAUGAUAGUUACACUGACGAAAGAAUCAAGCUGAAUGUGAAUUACGAUGAACGACAUGGCGUUAGAACUGUUCCGGUUCCGGUUUCAAAAACAAAUGGCGACCAAGACAGUUUACAUUCCCUCUGAUAUAGCUGUGUUCAAUUCGGUUUUUUGUUAUGUGUUAUCACUUGUCGAUAGUAAAAAAUGACAUAGAUAUAUACAUUUAGAUCUUAACAUGUACCGUUUUCUUUAUGACAGCGUUUAGUUCUAAAAAUGUUUUUGAUAUCAACAUGCAUAUGUGAUCAUCUUGAAAUCUUUUUUUUUUUUUUAAUUUCAUUUGCUUAAGAUUUAUUCAAUAAGUUACAAUCAAUUACAGAUGGAGGCAACAGUUGUUAUUCGGUUAAGAUUUGUUUUUUAAAAGAUAUCCGUUUAAUAAACAAUAUACAUGUACCAUGCAGCUACCCCUGCGUGAUCAUGCCAUAAAUGAUUGUGUACAGCAAGAAAUGAAUGUAUAUGUAUUUGUACCUGAUAAUUACCUGCAGUAGUUUGAAUUAUUUUUUUGAUUUCCUACAUAAAUAUAAAAAAAACUCUGACUUUUUGUGUAAAAUUAUUAAGACAAUGUUUAGAUACGACUAAUGUAUGUGAAAUCACGAAUUAAGCAAUUGUCUUUCCUAUCUUUAAUUAAUGUAUUUGGACUUUUAUAUGAUUUAUAGAAAUUCGAUAAAAUAGAUUUUAUUACAGUAACUAUCAAUAAAAAUAUAUGAAAAAAGUUCUGAGGAAAAAUAAGGCAUGUGAAAUUUAGGCCUUUCUAUAUCCGUUGUGUAUACUUUACAUGUUGCCUCUCGCCUUGUAAAAUUCAGUAUAAAUUGUACCAUAUGCCAGCCCCUAUCAUGGAUGUCGUUAAUUCUUCGUUGUAAAGUUGAAAAAUGGUUCUUCAAGAAAAAUUAAUCAUUUGAAUGUUGAAAUUGAAACUUUUGAAUGAGUUUCCUUUUUACACUAAUUGUAUGCGUUAACUUACAGAUCUUGAGAAAGUUUUUUUUGGUGUUUUUUUGUACUGAAAAGCGAUUUGAUGUAGUAUACCCUUCAUAUUCAUGUGAUACACAUUUCAUAUUAUGACGUCAUAAGUGUCAUGGUGUAAUACUCAAGACAUGUUACAUGUAUUUAUAAACCAUGCCAUCACGCUUUAUAUAUUUUGUAUGUAAAUGACACUUAUAUCUAGACAAAAAUAAAAAAAAAAGUAAC
Molecule: messenger RNA, 4149 nt
Organism: Magallana angulata
Lineage: Eukaryota; Metazoa; Mollusca; Bivalvia; Ostreida; Ostreidae
Product: metabotropic glutamate receptor 3-like
Exons: 5
Coding region: 343-3054 (903 amino acids)
Biological process (GO): G protein-coupled glutamate receptor signaling pathway; regulation of synaptic transmission, glutamatergic
Cellular component (GO): membrane
Molecular function (GO): group II metabotropic glutamate receptor activity
Source: RefSeq, a predicted model, not a curated record